Messenger RNA from Solea solea (common sole), 2204 nucleotides. It is a transcript of the gene ddx41, whose product is annotated as probable ATP-dependent RNA helicase DDX41. The coding region runs from base 134 to 1978 and encodes 614 amino acids. Gene Ontology annotation, biological process: mRNA splicing, via spliceosome. Lineage: Eukaryota; Metazoa; Chordata; Actinopteri; Pleuronectiformes; Soleidae. Gene Ontology annotation, cellular component: spliceosomal complex. Gene Ontology annotation, molecular function: ATP binding; RNA helicase activity; zinc ion binding. The transcript is spliced from 17 exons. The record is from RefSeq and is a predicted model, not a curated record.
UUCCGUACACAGCGUCACAGUUUCCUUUCAUGCGUAAACUGGUCAGCUGCUUUUUUCUAUCUGUAUGAACAACAUUUAGUGAUAAGAACCGUGUCUUGCGUUAUUAGAGAACGUUACUGUAUACUUACAUAAAAUGGAGACCGAUAAUGGACCUCGGAAGAGAUUGCACGUGGAGUUUGCCCAGUCGGGCUCAGAAGGAUCAGAGGAUGAUGAUUAUGUUCCAUACGUUCCAGUCAAGAUAAGAAAACAACAAAUGCUAAAGAAAAUGCUGCGCCUGCGAGGGAAGGCAGUGGACGAGGACCACAAGGACAGUGGGGAGGAGCAGAGGGACGAGGAUGAGGGUCUUGGUCCACGAUCUAAUGUCAGUCUCCUUGAUCAGCAUCAGCACCUCAAGGAAAAAGCAGAAGCCCGGAAAGAGUCGGCCAAAGAGAAACAGCUGAAAGAGGAAGAGAAGAUUCUUGAGAGUGUUGCUGAAGGCAGAGCUCUGAUGUCUGUAAAGGAAAUGGCCAAAGGUAUCAUAUAUGAUGAUCCAAUAAAAACAAACUGGAAGCCUCCCCGUUAUAUCCUUAAUAUGCCAGAAACACGGCAUGAGCGGGUCAGGAAGAAGUUUCACAUCCUGGUUGACGGAGACGAAAUCCCUGCUCCAAUCAAAAGCUUCAGGGAAAUGAAGCUUCCACCAGCAAUUCUAAAGGGUUUGAAAAAGAAGGGUAUUGUGCAUCCCACUCCAAUUCAAAUCCAAGGAAUCCCCACAGUUCUUUCAGGUCGUGACAUGAUUGGCAUUGCAUUCACUGGAUCAGGAAAGACUUUGGUUUUCACUCUGCCCAUCAUCAUGUUUUCCCUGGAACAGGAAAAGAGGCUGCCUUUCUUUAAGAGAGAGGGACCAUAUGGACUGAUCAUCUGUCCUUCACGAGAGUUGGCGAGGCAGACGCAUGGCAUCAUUGAAUAUUACUGUAAACUGCUGGAGGAGGAGGGAGCUCCUCAGCUGCGCACUGCCCUCUGCAUUGGAGGAAUGUCUGUCAAGGAACAGAUGGAGGUCGUGAAACAUGGGGUCCACAUGAUGGUUGCCACCCCAGGCAGACUAAUGGACUUACUGCAGAAGAAGAUGGUGAGUCUGGACAUCUGUCGUUACUUGUCUUUGGAUGAAGCUGAUAGGAUGAUCGACAUGGGAUUUGAGGAAGACAUCAGAACCAUUUUCUCCUAUUUCAAGGGGCAAAGGCAAACCCUGCUUUUCAGUGCUACUAUGCCCAAGAAGAUCCAGAACUUUGCUAAGAGUGCGCUAGUUAAACCCAUCACUAUUAAUGUGGGUAGGGCUGGAGCUGCCAGCUUGGAUGUCAUUCAGGAAGUGGAAUAUGUCAAAGAGGAAGCCAAGAUGGUGUACCUGCUGGAGUGCUUGCAGAAAACGUCACCUCCAGUGUUGUUAUUUGCUGAGAAGAAGGCUGAUGUGGAUGCCAUCCAUGAGUAUCUGCUGCUAAAAGGAGUGGAGGCAGUGGCCAUCCACGGAGGAAAAGAUCAAGAGGAAAGAACAAAAGCCAUAGAGGCAUUCAAAGAAGGAAAGAAAGAUGUCUUGGUCGCCACAGACGUUGCCUCCAAAGGUCUGGAUUUCCCAGCUAUACAGCACGUAGUGAACUAUGACAUGCCCGAGGAGAUAGAAAACUAUGUCCACAGAAUUGGUAGAACUGGACGAUCAGGCAAGACGGGUAUUGCCACAACGUUCAUCAAUAAAGGCUGUGAUGAGUCUGUAUUGAUGGACCUGAAAGCGCUGCUAGUUGAAGCCAAGCAGAAGGUUCCGCCUGUUCUCCAGGUUCUCCAGACGGGAGACGAGACCAUGCUGGAUAUCGGGGAGGAGAGAGGUUGUACAUUCUGUGGUGGUCUUGGUCAUCGUAUCACAGACUGUCCUAAACUGGAAGCCAUGCAGACCAAGCAGGUGACCAACAUCGGGCGGAAAGACUACCUGGCUCAUAGCUCAAUGGACUUCUAAGAGUUUUUUAUUUGUGGGAAGAUUCUCCAAAUCUGAACGGAACUGAGAGUCACUGAACUAAGGAAGUUUAUUUUUAUCAUGAGCUUUAUUUUGUCUUCAGUCAGUUAAAAAUAUUGCUAUCUUGCACCGUUUUCCCCCUCAAUGUUUCCCAUUCUAUAAGUGUACCCUUUGUAACAUAGAUUUUUGGUAAUAAUGAAAAUUGUAAAUAAAACUACUUUGUUCUGUA